Biomphalaria glabrata is the source of this 3986-nucleotide messenger RNA. Its product is annotated as ras GTPase-activating protein-binding protein 2-like. The coding region runs from base 164 to 1723 and encodes 519 amino acids. The record is from RefSeq and is a predicted model, not a curated record. Gene Ontology annotation, molecular function: mRNA binding. NCBI's taxonomy places the organism in Eukaryota, Metazoa, Mollusca, Gastropoda, Planorbidae. Gene Ontology annotation, cellular component: ribonucleoprotein complex; cytosol. The transcript is spliced from 11 exons.
AAUAUUAAUUCCUUCCAUAUUUGUUUACAGAAGAUGUGCUCAUUAAAGGAUAUUUAACACUUCUAAAAACUGGAUAUUUAACUGUCAAAAGUGCUAUCAGGCUGUUUUUUAGUUUGCAGUAAUCUUAUCAACCACCUUUGUCAUCUUGUACACUUUCAGAACAAUGGUAAUGGAAACUCCUGGACCCCAGGAAGUUGGCCGGGAAUUUGUUCGGCAAUACUAUACUAUGCUCCAUGAAGCACCAUUACAUCUUCAUCGUUUUUAUAGCAAUAACUCUGCAUUUGUACAUGGAGGUGUAGAGAAAGCAGGAAAUGAACAACCUCCAGUCAUUGGUCAAGAGGCAAUCCAUAAAAAGAUAGUGUCACUCAACUUCAAUGAUUGUCAUGCCAAGAUUCGUCAGGUUGAUGCCCAGGCAACUGUUGAGGAUUCUGUUGUUGUUCAAGUGACAGGGGAACUUAGCAACAAUGGGGAACCCAUGAGACGAUUCAUGCAGACAUUUGUGCUGGUACCUCAGACCCCUAAAAAAUUUUAUGUCCACAAUGACAUAUUUCGAUACCAAGACGAAGUCUUUCAUGAUGAUGACGGCGAGGUUGAUGAUUCUGAUAGAUUUAUAACUGAUCCUAGAGAUGCUAUGGAUAAUGGUCAAGAUCAGGCUCCACAAAGCCCUGUGGUGUCAUCUCCUUAUUAUGAACAGGUGCCUUUGAGUAAUGGCCCAGCUCUAGAGGAACCAUUAAAAGUUCCUGAACCUUCUCCAGUUCAUAUUCAAGCGCCACCAGUUUCUCAAAAGCAGGAAGUCGAAAUAGUACCAGUCGUUGAAAGAGAACAGACUCGUGUUGAAGAAGUGUUGGUGCCUGAAGAGAAGUUUGAGCAUAAGAGCUAUGAGCCGAAGGCAGAGUCGAAGCCAGCUGUUACUGAACCAGUUCAACAGGAGUUUAAUGAACCCCAGCCAGGGCCAAAGCCAGUAACUUGGGCAGCUUUGGCUAGUAAAAAUACACCUGGUGGUGUUGCUCCUCCCCAAAGCUCCUAUCCUCCUCCCCCAGUUAGUCAUGCAGCUAAGCCCCCACCAUCUCGUACUGAGCCACCAAAGCAGGAUGGUGUUUCAUCACAGCCACCUCAGUCUCAAAGGGCACCUAGGGCUCCAAGGGAACGCUAUGUUGAUCGUGAAAGGAAUAGUGUUAGCCGUGGUGAUGGGGAUGGUGAUGCAGACAGUGUUAAUGGACGUCGUUCUAACAGUGUUGGGGGUGGAGGAUCUAAAUAUGCUGAUAAUCAACAGCUUUUUGUUGGCAACUUGCCACUCAACAUAACUGAGGCGGAAUUAAAAGAAUUUUUUGAACAGUAUGGCCGUGUUGAGGAACUGAGAAUCAAUACAAAAAGUGGAGGUGGAAAAGUGCCAAAUUUUGGGUUUGUGGUUUUUGAAAGCCCUGAAAUUGUGCAGGAAGUUUUAAAAUUAAAGGCUAAUCAGUCAAUCAAGUAUAAAGGAGAACAUCGUCUGAAUGUUGAAGAGAAGAAGCCCCGAGAUGGCCUGCGAGGUGGUAACAGAGGCAUGUCUAGGGGAGGUGGCAUGGGUGGACAAGGCAUGGGAAGAUCUUCUGGUCCACCAUAUGGCAAUGAUCGUGGUGGCCCUGGAGGACGUGGCAACAUUAAAAGUGGCAGCGGGUUUAAUAAUCGACAAGAUAUGCGUGGCUCACCCAAUCGUGGUGGAAUGUCCCAAGGACGUCGCUGACAUGACUUGUUUCCCAUCAUUUAAUGUUUAAAAAAAAAAAUCAGACCUGACUUUAGGUUUUAAAAAAAAAUCUGCUUUUAAGGUGUGUGCGUCUUUACCUUCUAACCUUUAUUUAUAUCAUUGUAUUUUUUUUAAACAUUUGGCUAGUUGGUCUGUAUAGCAGAAGGCUCAGUCAACACAGCUGGCACUGUGCUGGCCCAAUGUAUUGUUAACUGUCUAUGUACAGGGUUUUUGUCUGUGUGUCUCAUCAUAUUUCUUUAUCCUUGUAAAUAUCAGACAGAUUUUCAUUGUUGUGAUUAAUUCUUUGCUUAUUUUUACAUAGUUUACAGUUAAUUUUUUUUUUUUUUUUUUUUUUUUUACAAUUUUGUUUGUUGUUUUUUUUUUUUUUAAAUCACCACUUGCAUUGGUUUUGGUCAUAAAAAGUUCUUGAAAUAUUAAGGCUUUAUACAAAAGAAGCGCUAAGUAAACUUUUUGUUUACCCUUCAAGAGUUGAGAACUUUUUUGUUCUGUUGUACCCAGAAAAUAAAUCAAGCCAUGCAAUUAAAAAAAAAAAAAAUCAAGUUUGCUCCAAAGUAACCAAUUCUUUAAAAACAUUGUCCAAUACAUCACAGGAUGGAAGAUCGGUCUCAGUUGGUUGCUAUUGGAGAUUCUUGGUGUUGACAUAACUUAAUCAGUAUAUAUUAAAUAAGUUUAACAUUAGCUGUCACAGAACAUUGAUGGCAAGUAUGCAUUGGCAGGUGUGAACAGUAAAUAUAUUUCCAUCUUGUAAGCUCUGAUAACUAUAAGAUUGUGUGCAUAAUAUAUUUAUGACUCAGUGGCAUUCUGUUUGUUAAACUAAUUUAACUACUGUUAUGUUUUCACUGAACCAUUUGUAACUGCAGCUGUUUUGACAGGCUCCCUCCUACUAGCCUUAGAAUGGAAAGACGCACAUACUACAUCCUUCUCAUAUCAUUUUCAUAAGUACAGCAUUCGGAAUCCCCCACCACGUGUUAUCAUCCUUCCAUUGUCAUUGUUGUGAGAGCUGUAUGUUAGAGUAUGAGCAGUGUUCUUUGUAGUUAUAAUUCACUUGUUCUCUUGUAAAAAAACAAAAUGUGGGAAACCGCUAAAUAAACUUUUUUUUUUCAUGAUGAAUUCAUAUCUAAAAUGUUAUUUAAAAAAAGAAAAGUUGUAUAUCUGUGAAUGCCAUUUGUUAAAGUUUGUUGUGAUAAGCUGUGUUUGAUGCCUACGUGUUGUAUGAGAUGAAUGAAACAUCCGAGUCUGGUUCUGGCACUAUUGCGAGCAUGCCAUUAGUAAUAUUUACAAAUGCUCAAUUGCCAAGAAACUGGUUGAAAGUUUUACUGGAUUUGGUUACAUCUAUAGUGUGGUAUCGGGUUCCAAACUUGAAUUAUUUUCCUUUUCUGUCACACAUUGUGAUUCAGCAUCACAGUUUGUCCUCCUGUCCAAACUUGUACAUCAAUGAUGUAAUUAAAAGCUGUGUUAUCCUUGGCCAUGUCCUACUUUUAUUUGGCUUGACUUGUAGAUCAUACUUGGCCUACAAUUAUUACAGCUAUGCAAUUAUUUUAUUUGAUUAAAAAAAGAUUUUUAUUGGAUACUAAGUCAAUGAAACAAACUGCUAGUAGUUGGGUCAAACAUUCCUGAGAGACAAGUGGUGUAUUGUAAUAAUGAAACUUGUAGAGUGUAAAUGAAAUGUCCACUAGUUUGUAUUAUUGAAAAACUGACUUGAAAAAGACCAGGAAAUGGUGACAGUAUUUCUAGAAACCUGCUUGUAAGUAUUGUGAGUGACUGAAAAUCAUUUUGGGAGUCUAUUUGGAACAAAUUUUUGUUUUCUCAUUGUGUGCAUAUUUGUCUGUUGACUGCAAUAAAUUGAAGUUGAAUACUUAAUUCUGUUCAUCACAUUUUGUUUCAACUGCCUUCCAAAAACAUUUUGACUAAGUUUGUAAUAAAAAAAAAUGACCAGGUUUAGUUCUACAGGACUUGUUUUUAUGUCAGUUUUACUUCAUCCAAUGCAUCAUUUGAACAGGUUUGUGCAUGAAGUUUUAUACACUUUAAAGCUAAAAGUUGUAUUUAUUUAUAGAAUAUUAAAUUUUUCAGACUAUUUGCAGAUUAAAAUUCACCGCCAUCCCAAAUUGAGAAUGGUUAGAUUUGUGACUCCUGCCAAUACAUAAAGGGUAGUUUGUUGAGAUUUCCACUUGAUUAGACUCCUGUGACUUUGAAAUGAACAUUGUAUUUUUCUUCAGAAUAAACUUUGUCUUGAACUGGUUGA